Messenger RNA from Ascoidea rubescens DSM 1968, 1275 nucleotides. RefSeq lists its product as uncharacterized. The record is from RefSeq and is a predicted model, not a curated record. The transcript has a single exon. The annotation marks the transcript as partial. NCBI's taxonomy places the organism in Eukaryota, Fungi, Ascomycota, Saccharomycetes, Ascoideales, Ascoideaceae.
GUCGAAACAAAAGAAGUUGAACUGGUUGUCAAAACUAAAGAAGUUGAACCAGUUGUCGAAACUAAGGAAGUUGAACCAGUUACUUAUGUUGAUGAUGUAAAUUCGGCUGUUGAUUCUGACGAAUUUCAAUCGAUUAUUGAUAAUGAUGAUGUGAUUUCCAAUACUGAUUCUGAUGAAUUUAAAUCUACUAUUGAACCUGAAGAUGUUAGAUCAAGCACUGCAUCUGAGGAUUUUAAAUCAAUUAUUGACACUGACGAUUUUCAAUCAAUUAUUGAUACUGAUGAAUUCAAUCCAAAUAUGAAUUUUGAACAAGUUGGUGAAACUUCAGUUGCAAAAAAUCAAGAAAGUCCUGAGCAGGUGCAGACUGGAAGUAGUCAGUUUGAAAGUGAAAUCAGAUCUAUUUCUAAAGUUUCGAAUGAUGUGAGUGAAGAAAGCACUAUUAAAAGCAUUUCUGUACCUUUAUCAGCAUCUAAUGCUGAGAUCGAAACCAAACUGGAUACUGAGAACGAAGCUAAAUUGGGUUCUGAAAAGGCAAAGGUUGAAAAUGAUUUUGACAACAGUGAUUUCAAUUCUUUUAGGUUUGGACUGGCACCAGAUAUUAAAGUCCUUCAAAAGUCCGAGGAAACUUCGACAGAGGGUCCCAAAACCAAAAAUCGCUUUAGAAAUUUAGUUAUAUUUGAUUUUGAUCACUCUAUUGAUGAAAUUGAACACAGUUUGGAUGCUGAUUCUAUAAAUGAUUCUCAUAAAGAUGGAAAAACUUCCCAAAAUAAGUGGUUUACAGCGUCUUCCGGCUAUGAAAACGAAACUGAAGAACCAUUAAGUCGUUCCCUUGUUUUAGAAUCACCAAUUGGAAAUUUAAAGGUUGAUGAAGGUGAGGGUUCAUCGAAUAGUAAGGAAAAAUCUAGGCUCAUUGAUCUAAAAACGUUAUUAUCACAUAAACGUGCCUGGUCAGUUGAUACUGGAUUGUCUUUACAAAACACUACAAGUACAAGCACUACUACAACACCAGUAUAUUCUAUUACAGGGAGUCAGAGCAUUACUAACUUGAGUUCUAUGUUGCCAUUUACACCACUAAGAGCCACAACAUCAUCCAGUGUUAGUCCUGCAAGUGCUACAAUUAGUUCAGCCAAUGCUACGUUUUCAAGCAAUACAGCAAAUGUUCCCAACAUCAUAAGAAGAAAUUCGCUUAUUGCUGUCAGGUCGAACAAAGGAUUAUUCAGCUUUUUAAGCCGAAGAUUCAAGAGCGAUAAAAGCUCAGAUAACAAAAAAAAAUAA